GAUUUUUUUGCUUGCGAUUGUAAGAUAAAAAAAUUUUAUGUAUCACGUGCAUAAUUUCUUUUUUUGCCGUAAGAAGAAAGGAACAAUAAUCGGCAACAACCGCAGUUUGUGCGAAGAAAAAGACGCGGAAAUACGGAAAGAGUCAUAAAGCAAUUCACGCACGAUCGUCGUCGCAGUUACUGAGAUCGCAAGAGGGUCUGGAAAAUGGGUGAACGUUACAAUAUUCACAGCCAGUUGGAGCAUCUGCAAUCGAAAUACAUCGGCACGGGACACGCGGACACGACCAAGUUCGAGUGGCUGGUGAAUCAGCAUCGUGAUUCCUGCAGUUCUUACAUGGGACAUUACGAUUUAAUGAACUUCUUCGCGAUUGCCGAGAACGAGGCGAAGGCACGAGUCAGAUUCAAUCUUAUGGAGAAGAUGCUGCAACCUUGCGGACCACCUCCUGAGAAACCAGAAGAUUAAAUUGCGUGUUUUUUUUUUACUUUGCGGACUAUUUUUCAUUUUUAGUAGAUUUAAGAGUGAAAUAAACAAUUUGUAUG
Pseudomyrmex gracilis is the source of this 539-nucleotide messenger RNA. RefSeq names its product probable splicing factor 3B subunit 5 (gene Sf3b5). Lineage: Eukaryota; Metazoa; Arthropoda; Insecta; Hymenoptera; Formicidae. The transcript has a single exon. The record is from RefSeq and is a predicted model, not a curated record. The coding region runs from base 205 to 462 and encodes 85 amino acids. Gene Ontology annotation, biological process: mRNA splicing, via spliceosome. Gene Ontology annotation, cellular component: precatalytic spliceosome; U2 snRNP.